Messenger RNA from Arabidopsis arenosa, 1385 nucleotides. Lineage: Eukaryota; Viridiplantae; Streptophyta; Magnoliopsida; Brassicales; Brassicaceae. The record is from the annotation of a GenBank genome assembly.
CAAAGACGGAUCUUGAACAAACAUGCGUGGAGUUUGGCUUUAUCUCAAGAAGUCUCUUAGCUGCUGCAGUGCACAGAAGUCAACUGUCGCUUGUGAUCGAGACAAGAACCAAAUUCAGAAGAAUCCAUCUGGAUCCUCAAGAUCAAUGUCAAAUCUGAGAGAUGUUUUUGGAACUAAUGGAGAUGAAGGAGCUAUGCAGAAUCCAAGCUGUUGCAGCUCACGGUCUCUGGAGAGCUCCAGGUUUAUAAACACAGUGAAAUUUGAGGGGAAUACCGGUUAUUCAGACAGAUUCGAAGGUUUGAUCAGAGGAGCGUCUUCUUCUGAUUUACUUCCCAGUCGUUGUUCAGAGAGAUUUGAUGUUGUUGGCUCUGACAUCUGCGGUUACGGAGUUCUUACUUGUCGAAAAUGUCAUGAGAGAGUCAGAGAUCUUGACGCGUUUGAGGCGCAUUACCUCUCUAACCACUCUGUCAUUAGACUCUUAGCAGGAGAUUUCUCAAGAACAACUGUGGAGCUGAUCUGCAAUACAGGCUAUCCUCACAAGCUUGGCAAAACAAACAACAUUUCGGCGAUUUUGAAAAUCCAGAACUUGCAAAGAGUUGUUGCAGAGUUUGAAGAUUACAGAGAACUUGUGAAAAUAAGAGCGAACAAGCUUGCCAAGAAACACUCUCGCUGUAUGGCUGAUGGGAACGAGUUUCUUGGGUUCCACGGAACAAAUCUUUGUUGCACACUCGGUUUGAGUAACAGCUCUUCAAACCUCUGUUUCUCAGAUCAAUGUGGAGUUUGUCAUAUUCUAAGACAUGGAUUCAGUCCUAAAACAAGACCAGAUGGGAUCAAAGGGGUUAUCACAGCAUCAUCUAGCUCUGCAGCUCUUGAUUCUAUCGAAAAAACUGAUCAAGGAAGAAACAGAGGUUCAUUGAAAGCUGUUGUGCUAUGUAGAGUUAUUGCAGGUAGGGUUCAUAAACCUAUGCAGAAGUUUGAAGAUCCUUUAGGGUUUUCUGAGUUUGAUUCAUUGGCUUUGAAAGUGGGACCAAAUUCUAGAAUUGAAGAGCUUUAUCUAUUGAACCGUAACCACGUCUAUAUCCAGGCUUACGACGAGUAUGGAUUCAUGGAUAUCGCCAAGCCUUUUGACAAUUUCUCGGUCAUUCCUUCCUCACCUGAUGCGAACCCGGUUCCUUUCUAUAUUCCACCUCAGACUAUAGAAUAUACUUUAUCCACUCCGCACCCAUAUCUAUGAAUUUUUACUUUGUCGUUUCCCGGCCCCGUUUCUAGUUCCGGUACCCGUUUCAAUGCUACUUAGCCAGGUAGUAAUCUAUGUAUUGUUUUGAAUGGAGACUAUAUCCACCACUCUGUAUUAUUGUUCCAAUUAAGAAAUUCGACUCGCUUAA